Messenger RNA from Cygnus atratus (black swan), 2506 nucleotides. RefSeq names its product HscB mitochondrial iron-sulfur cluster cochaperone (gene HSCB). Lineage: Eukaryota; Metazoa; Chordata; Aves; Anseriformes; Anatidae. Gene Ontology annotation, molecular function: ATPase activator activity; protein-folding chaperone binding. Gene Ontology annotation, biological process: [2Fe-2S] cluster assembly; protein complex oligomerization. The coding region runs from base 1 to 699 and encodes 232 amino acids. The transcript is spliced from 6 exons. Gene Ontology annotation, cellular component: mitochondrion. The record is from RefSeq and is a predicted model, not a curated record.
AUGCAGGCGGCGCUGCGGCAGCAUCUCGGCGGGGCGCGGUGGGCGCUCCGCGUUUCCGAGGCGGCUCUGCGGCCUCGCUGCGUCGGGCCGGCUUCUCCCCCGGCCCCGCGCUGUUGGAGCUGCGGCGGCGCCCUCCCCAGCGCCGAGGGACUGCCUCACUUCUGCCCCGGCUGCCGGGCCCUGCAGCCGCCGGGGCCUCGUCCUGACCUCUUCCGCCUCAUGGACUGUGACCGCUCCUUCCGCCUCGACGUGCAGCGGCUGCAGCGGCGCUUUCGGAGCCUGCAGCGCGCCCUUCACCCUGACCGCUUCGGCCAGAGGCCGCCGAAAGAACAGCACUACUCAGAGCAACACUCUUCCUUGGUUAACAAGGCCUAUCAAACCCUCCUGAAUCCUCUCAGCCGCGGCCUCUAUCUGCUGGAGCUGAAUGGAGUAGAACCAGCACAAGAGACAGACUGUGAUGCAGAUUCAGAGUUUCUCAUGGAAAUAAUGGAAAUCAAUGAGAAAUUAGCAGAGUCUAAAAAUGAGGAUAUCCUUGAAGAAACUGAAACUUUAAUUAAAGUAAAACGAGAAGAAUUGACCAAAGAGGUGACCGCAGCUUUUGAAAGAGAUGAUCUUCAAGAAGCUAAGAAGCUUCUAGCCAAAAUGAAAUAUUUUGCAAACUUAGAGGAUAAACUAAAGAACAAGAAGAUGCCUUCCUGAUACUGCCUCCUUUACCAUUAAGAGUUAAUGUUAUUUUCAAUUAAACAUCUGAUUUAGUAACCAAAAAUCAGAAAAAUGGUGUUUGCCUCCUACAUUUUUCUUAAAAGUUUUAAUUCUGAGAGAAGGAAGACAGAAGAAAUUCAGUGCUUACUGUAGCACUUAUUUAAGUAAAGAUGGAAGCAGGAAAUGUUUACAGCCAGAAAAGCUGUAAUUGAGUAAGUUAACACUACUGUCCUAGCAGAGUUACAGGUAUAGAAAUGAUUUUCAGAGAGACACACAUAAACACAGUAUGCAAUUAAGACUUCUUUUGAUUAUUAAAAUGUGAAGAGUUUAUUUUAAGUUGAGGAAAAGUCCUUCACGAAAUAACGAAGAUUAAACAGAAAGCUCAUUCAGCAGGCCCGUCAAACUCUUUUCUUAGUCUCAUUGUGUAUGUUCUAUCCAACCAUCUUGGAAAAAAAUCUUCAAAGGUGGAAAAAAAAAUAUAUAUAUAUAUAUUUAAAUCAUCUGUCCUCUUUUCUACUUUGUGCUUUUUGUGUUGUUGAACUUAAUCUGCCAGGAAAUGACCUUCAAAAAUUAGAAGAGGUUUUACCCUGUUGCACAGCUUAAAAUGUUAAAUUUUCCCCCUAUGCUGGGGGGGAACGACAAAAAACCCACUCAAGUGCCAGAAACUUUUAUUAUUACCCUUUAAGAAACAAACCUUUGUAAUAAACAUCAUUACUACUUAAGAUAAUAUAAGAAAAAUUCACAUAGGUGCUGUCCUGCCUUUACUUCUUUGAUAUAGAAUGCCUGUGUCUUUUUACGCUUACAGCAAUAGGACUAGAGGAGGAAUCUCCUUAAAUCUUUCAAAGAAAAUAUUUAAAUGAAAAACAGCAACUAAAUACCUCAAGUUAAUAAAUUGACUAGAAUUCUUCAAAUAUCGGUUUCACGGAAGUUCAUGUUUGGGUUUUAAUGCCUCAGAAUACUAGGUAUGCUUUAUUCAGUAAAGCAUUAACAUAUGCUUGAUAACUGAAUCUGAAGAGGGGUAUUAGAAAUAAAAGAAGAGCUACUGAUUUGUAUUGCCUGUCUGACAAAGUCUGCUGGAGGCAGGAGGAGUGGAAUUCAUUUAUUAACCUCCACCAGCAUUUCUUACAACACCAAGUUGUAACUAAACAUUGACUCUUCGUAUAUAAUGUUUUAAUAGCACUUCAUCAGUAUCUGUUUUUACAGCAUUUCAGAAGAUUUACUUGCCUUUUAAUUAAGCUUCCUCUAAAUAUACAGGAGGAAGUAAUAAACUACUUGUUCAUCGCACUACAUCGCUAAUUUAGAGGACAGCAUUCAUAAUUCUCAUCAAAGUAGUUUUAUAACAGCUGUGGAAUUACACAGAUUUAAAAUUCAUCAUGGAGUUGUCUUCUUUCAUAAAGUUCUGUUUCCUUUUCUUUGUUUUUUCCUCCAAAAUUAAGCUUGUGAAAUUCCUUUUUGAUUUCCAGAAAAGACUUGUUUUUUGUCUCAGGAAUUACGAGGAAGAUGAAAGCAGCAACUAAGGAGCACUCCAGUAAGAACACCAGAAAACAAUACUGCUUCAGUCCUUUCUGAAAAUAAAUCGUAUUUAUUUGAUUGCAACAUAUUUCAAGUAUGACGGGGGGGGCUGGAAAACAAAAUGCUUUGUUUCCAUUAUUCCCUUACACUGUUUAAACACGCAUGUGUUAAUGCAUGCACAGGAUUAGUGUGAAAUAACAUUAUUUUUAAUAAAAUCAAACCAUACAUGAUAUGAAUCGUGUAUAAUGUAAUGGCAAGUCAGCAUUUGCUAAAAUAAAAAAAUUCAUGAAUU